Messenger RNA from Ostrinia furnacalis (Asian corn borer), 2167 nucleotides. RefSeq names its product RNA guanylyltransferase and 5'-phosphatase mRNA capping enzyme (gene mRNA-cap). Lineage: Eukaryota; Metazoa; Arthropoda; Insecta; Lepidoptera; Crambidae. Bases 185 to 1972 code for a protein of 595 amino acids. The transcript has 12 exons. Gene Ontology annotation, biological process: 7-methylguanosine mRNA capping; protein dephosphorylation. The record is from RefSeq and is a predicted model, not a curated record. Gene Ontology annotation, molecular function: ATP binding; mRNA guanylyltransferase activity; mRNA 5'-triphosphate monophosphatase activity.
CUAAUUUAUCUGUCACUGGCUGUCUGUCUUCGUCUUUCUCUAAAUUUUUUUGCUUUGCUCGUCUGCAUGAAAUGUAAUUUUGGUGAAUGCUUUGUGAUUUUUCUACAAAAACGAUAACGUGAAGUGUUCGUUAAAUGGUCUGUUACUGUUCAUCAUAGUUUCAAAAAGCUGCUAUUUGUAAGACAUGUCGCACAGAGAUUCGGGACCUAUCCCUAAUAGAUGGUUGAGGUGUCCACGAAAGGCCACUGGGCUGGUCGCUGGGAAGUUCCUGGCAUUCAAAACGCCUCUGGGGUCCAAUUUCAAUGAUAAGGUACCUGAAGGAAACCGCUUUACGCCAUCAAUGCUGUUUGAUUACAUGAAAACUUUGAAGGUAAAACUAGGGCUAUGGGUGGAUCUUACGAACACAACCAGAUUCUACAACAAGCAAGAAGUGGAGGAUAUGGGUUGCAAGUACGUCAAACUGCAGUGCCGUGGACAUGGGGAAACACCGUCACUUGACCAGACCAGAUUAUUCAUCCAACUUGUGAGCAGAUUCCUUACAAAUAAUCCUUUAGAGGUUAUUGGGGUGCACUGUACUCAUGGAUUCAACCGAACUGGCUUUCUACUAGUUUCAUACAUGGUAGAGCAGUUGGAUUGCAGCGUGGAGGCUGCUCUGAGUGAGUUCGCUAGACUCCGGCCUCCUGGAAUAUACAAACAAGAUUACCUAGAAGAAUUAUACAAACGCUACGAUGAUGCUGAAUUCACACCAGCUGCCCCUGCCAGACCUGAUUGGUGCAAUGAAGAAGAAGAAAUAGAUUAUGACGAUGAUGAUGACAAACCAUGCAAUUCACAAAGUAGUGCCCCAUCACAAAGUACAUCUGGGCACAAUAACAAACCCAAGAAGGGCAGACGGGAGACCACUCACAAAAAGUCAACAUUCAUGCCCGGGGUUCGUGGAGUGGAACCGUUCAAUGCUCAGCCUCGGCUCAGUGAAGUCCAGAAGAAAGCCCAAGAGUUCUGCGAGUGGAAGAGCACAGGAUUCCCCGGCUCUCAGCCGGUGUCCAUGGAUGUUAUGAACUUAAAGAAGCUACAUCAGAAACCUUAUAGGGUGUCGUGGAAAGCAGACGGAGUUAGAUAUAUGAUGUUAAUAGACGGCGAAGGAGAAGUGUACAUGUUAGACAGAGAUAACUGCGUAUUUAAAGUAUUUGGCUUAAGAUUCCUACAUAGGAAAGAUCUCAGAAGGCAUCUAAAGAAUACUCUACUUGAUGGGGAAAUGGUGAUAGACAAAGUUGAAGGUGAAGAAAUAUACAGAUAUUUAUGCUACGAUAUAGUAAAGUUUGAAGGACUAGACGUUGGCAAGAUGGCGUUCUUCCCUGUGAGAUUAAACUGUAUAGAGAACGAAAUUGUUAAACCUAGGCAUCAAGCCAUGAAAGAAGGCAUCAUAAAAAAAGAAAAGGAGCCCUUCAGUAUACGUUUAAAGCAGUUCUGGGAGCUUCCUAUGGCGCACCAGUUGCUUGGGGAGAAGUUCGCGAAGACACUCUCCCAUGAGCCUGAUGGGCUCAUCUUUCAACCGUCCAAGGAGCCGUAUGUCGCCGGGAGAUGCGACGAAGUAUUGAAAUGGAAACCAAGUAACAUGAACAGUGUAGAUUUCAAGCUGAAAAUCGUCACUCAAGGUGGACAGGGUAUGCUGCCUACAAAAGUCGGUCAUCUCUAUGUAGGCCAGAUGGAAACACCUUUCGCCUCGAUGAAAGUGACGAAAGACAUAAAGCACCUUAACAAUAAGAUAAUAGAGUGCACAUUCGAAGACAACAAGUGGGUAUAUAUGAGAGAGCGGACGGAUAAGUCGUAUCCGAACAGCUAUACUACCGCUAUGGCUGUGUGCGAGAGCAUCAAGGACCCGGUCACAACAGAGAUCUUACUGGACUUCAUAGACAACCACAGAUUCCACGACGACUCCGACAUCAUGCCUCCGCCCAAGCGCACGCGCCGAUAGCGACGCUCCACCAUAGAUAAUAUAAUGUAAAAUACAUUAUCCUACUUUUAAGCUCAUCGAUGUUGUUGAACAUAUUGCGAGAAUCUAUAUUAAAGUAAUAAUUAGUUUGAGAAUCUAGCUAGGAUAGUUAAGUGAAAUACAAAACUGACCAAAUUCGGAUUGUUUUAUGAAGACAUUUUACAAGCUUGCCUAUGA